This is a messenger RNA of Dermatophagoides farinae (American house dust mite), 1668 nucleotides long. Its product is annotated as CD82 antigen. Lineage: Eukaryota; Metazoa; Arthropoda; Arachnida; Sarcoptiformes; Pyroglyphidae. The record is from RefSeq and is a predicted model, not a curated record. Gene Ontology annotation, cellular component: plasma membrane.
ACACACACACAAAACGGUAGAUGAAUUACCCGAAUGAAUGAAUGAAUGAACACAACACACCACAAAUAUACACGGAAAUACAGUAUAUGCUGUUAACCACAAUAUAUAUGGACAUUCAAAAUUAUAAAGAUGGUUAUAUUAUAUUAUUAUGGUCAUAUAUGAUAAUGAUGUCGACUGUAAACGUCAACUGUUGACCAAACAACAACGACACACAACAACAAUAAUAUAAAAAUAAUAAUCAUCGUCAUCAUUGAUUGUUGUCGUCAUUUGGUUAUUGUUAAAUAGAUGAAAAGUCUUUUUUUUCAUUUCUUCAUUCAAAAUCAUCGUGAAUGUAUUAUAAAUUUUUUUUGUUGUUGUUGUUGUUGUGUUUCUGAUGUGUCCCAGAUGUAGUGUUCGCGAAUACAAAAAAAAAAAACAACAACAACAACAACAACAUCGUCGUAUAACUCCAAUGAUCCAUGAUGAUGAUGAUGAUUAGUUAUUCAACAUUGCUCAUUGAUGAAUGAUGAAUAUGUCUUAUUCACUUUUUUCUUCAUUGAUUUCUAUAUUAUUAAUCCAUUGAUUUGUAUUCCAAAUGAUGAUGAUGGAAUUUAAUCCAGAUGACGAAGCAAUCUGUGCCAAGAGAUUCUUGUUUUUGUUCAACAUAAUAUUCUGGAUUUCUAGUAUAAUCAUAUUCAUUUUUGGUGUUUAUUAUCUUGUACAAGAUGAAUUGGCAUCAUUGUUUUUAUUAUUUUUUGCACCAAGAAAUAAUUUGGCCCUUUUACAAUUGCUUGCAUGGAUUCUUGUCUUUCUUGGAACGUUAACAUUUUUGAUGGCUUUAUGUGGUUGUUUCACUGCUAUGGAAAACAAUCGAUGUUUAUUGUUCAUUUACACAUUUUUAUUGAUGCUUACAUUUUCAUUGGAAAUGACCAUUGGUAUGUUGGCCGUUAUAUUCAAGGAAAGAAUUUUUUCUAGACAAUCAACCAUUGAUUUUGUGCUACUUUUACAAAAUGAAUAUGGUAUUCAUUCAUCAUUUACAGCAGCUGUAGAUUUAGCACAAACAAAAUUUGAAUGUUGUGGUAUUGAAUCACCAGCCGAUUAUCAACAUUCACGAUGGUUACAAAAACAGAUUGAAAAUCGAUUACCUGAUGGUAUACUUAUUGUAAGUCGUACAUGUUGUAAGCUUGCCAAUCGUAUGGAAAAAAAUUCACAUCUUAAUCCUAAGCCUAUUAAUGAAACAAUGUGCCAAUCAGAUAAUGAUGAUGAAAAUCGACCAUUUCGAAAUCAGAAGGGAUGUAUGCAACUUGUUGAUGAAUUCAUACGUUCUGAAUGUAAAAUGUUUAUCGGAUUAGGUGUUGGUUUGGCUGGAUUUUCGUUUAUCGGUAUAUUGGCCAGUAUUUGUUUUUGUCGUUCAGUACAUUCAACACCAAGACUAAAAAGAACAAGAAAAACUCCUAUUACUCGUGGACAUGGUUUUCAUUGAUGAACGAAUAGAAUUAAUGUAAAAUAUGAUGAUGGUGAUAUAUAUUGUAUUUUAAAAAAAAAAAACGAUGUAUAAUGAAAAUUUCCUGUUCAGAAAAUUAUUGUUUAUAUAAAAUAAGUGCACAUCAGGCAACAAGGUUAUUUUUGUAAAUACCAAAACAAAAAACAAAAACAAAAUUGAUAACCCAUUCAUGUAUUCAAUUUAUA